AUGCUUUUGUGUUGGAGCUACGAAACGAGUGAGCAAAGCCAAGGACGGCUAAGACCAAAAGGAACCCUGGUUCUCGUUGUACAACCAGCCAAACGCUGACCCCGCUGGAAGCUCCGAGUCAGGGACGCAUGAUGCUCUCUCCUAAAGACCUUCAACUCGCGAGGAAGGAAGGCGCACACCAUUAUGGUCACAUCACUUUAGAUUCAUCUAUGAUCUCAGAAUCCUCAAACCCUUUCCCCAUGAAGUGAAUCCGAGGGAAACAGCCCUUUCCCUUGACUAGAAGUUGAACACUGCUCCUAAAUUUUGGGGAGGCUGGAAGUAUGCCUAUCAUGCGCAAGUACAUAAAAAUAUACCAGAGACCGAAAAAAAGCCGCGCUCUGCUCGUCUAAUACUAAGGGUUUCCGAAUUACAUCCCUCACUGCCAUCCUUGGCUCCCUUUCAAGGCGAGAAUAGGCCAAUGGUGUUCUGAAGAAUGCAACUCCGCAGCCUCUACUCGUAUUCUUGUCCAGUCCCAGAGGAUUUCCCCAUGGAGCAGACGUGCAGAAAUACCAUGUGCGUCGCCUGUUGCUGUACGGUUCUGCACGCUUGCGCUUUUUGCAUCUGUGAGCGGUGCUCACGCUGCAAGAAACCUUUGUAAGAAACCUGUUAUCUAGACCACGAUCCAGAGGCAUCUUGGCGUUGGCAUGACAUAACCGACAAAGUUUGACUCGUUCACUAUAUUCUGUAAAAGUUGUUGACUCGUCACUUGGAAUUUUACUAUUUCUAUUACUGUUCAUCGCAUUCGGAUGAGCACGUGUACGAUCAUAGCAAUGACUAUGAAGCAGGACUAUCGUCAUGGUUUUAUUGCGAUGAGCAUAGAGGACAAU
This is a messenger RNA of Amoebophrya sp. A25, 866 nucleotides long. NCBI's taxonomy places the organism in Eukaryota, Dinophyceae, Syndiniales, Amoebophryaceae. The record is from the annotation of a GenBank genome assembly.